Messenger RNA from Myotis myotis, 213 nucleotides. Its product is annotated as cyclin-dependent kinases regulatory subunit 2-like. Gene Ontology annotation, cellular component: cyclin-dependent protein kinase holoenzyme complex; SCF ubiquitin ligase complex. The transcript has a single exon. Bases 1 to 213 code for a protein of 70 amino acids. Gene Ontology annotation, biological process: regulation of mitotic cell cycle. The record is from RefSeq and is a predicted model, not a curated record. Lineage: Eukaryota; Metazoa; Chordata; Mammalia; Chiroptera; Vespertilionidae. Gene Ontology annotation, molecular function: cyclin-dependent protein serine/threonine kinase activator activity; protein kinase binding; histone binding.
AUGACCCACAAGCAGCUCUACUACUCAGACAAAUACUUCGAGGAGCACUCCGAGUACUGGAAUGUCAUGUUACCCAGAGAACUUUCCCAACACGUACCCAAAACCCAUCUGAUGUCAGAAGAGGAGUGUAGGAGACUUGGUGUUCAACGGAGUCUUGACUGGGUUCAUGACAUGAUUCAUGAGCCAGAGCCUCAUAUUCUUUUCUUUAGAUGA